AUUUAUAUCGUUGCUCGAUCAACUGUUUGAAUGAAGGUCAUAAUAUCGAUAUAAUUCGAUAAGCCAUUAGAUAGUUCAAUAAAAAUAGAUAAAAUCGACGAUCGGUAGCCAGAUUGUUGACAAUUGAUCAUUCGACUGCAUCGAUUCAUCAUGGAUCUUCAAAUGCGACUUGGUUUCCUACUUCUCCUUCCUAUUUUUUUUACCGCUGCCUCUGCGAACCUUCUCGAUGUCGGGGAAAACGACGUCAUGUCUGAGAAGGUAUCGGCGAAUGUUAAUAAGUUGUUCGACGCGAUGUUACCCACGAUUCGCAAGUUUAUUUUGAAGCAAGGAUUAGAUCCUAUGAAAUUGGAGGAUGUAUCUGAAAAACUGUCAGGACUAAUAAUUCACGACAGAACUCUGAGUUUAACGAAGGGCUGGCUUCAAGGACUAUCGAACGUAAGACGAGCAAACGAUAUUAUUUUAUCUUACGAAGAUGAAAGUCUCACUUUGGAUGCUACUUUAGCGUUUGACGUUCUUGACGCCAAUUACGAGUAUCUUAUUAAAGACUUGUUGAUCACGAAGACGGGGGAAGUUCAUGGUCGUCUCAAAGAUAUAGAGAUGCGAUUAAUCAUCGCAUUCGAUAUGAACAACUAUAAAAUUUUCGUCCCUAUGGCCAAGAUCGUUAAAAUCGAUAAAAUCAACAUCAUUUUUGAAAAUGAUCCGAUAGUGAAUGCUGCGGCCAAAGCCAUUACUACGAUAUUUCGUAAAAGCAUAACAGAUAUGGUGAACAAAGAGUUUUGGAAAGUAAUGCAAGAAUACGUUGAUAAACUCAACAAAAAGAUUCCGCAACCGGACCAACUAUUGGAAAACGACAUUAUCUAGUUCACGAUUUUAUCUAGUUUAUCGUGUAAUAACUGUUGCAACUCUGAUGAAAGAUUAUUUGGUGAUUCUUUUUGACAAAUGUAAAAAUUCAAAAUAAUAAAGAGAUUUUAUAUCUUUUUUCGACA
Bombus terrestris (buff-tailed bumblebee) is the source of this 986-nucleotide messenger RNA. RefSeq lists its product as uncharacterized. NCBI's taxonomy places the organism in Eukaryota, Metazoa, Arthropoda, Insecta, Hymenoptera, Apidae. The transcript is spliced from 5 exons. Bases 151 to 861 code for a protein of 236 amino acids. The record is from RefSeq and is a predicted model, not a curated record.